Molecule: messenger RNA, 1092 nt
Organism: Tremella mesenterica DSM 1558
Lineage: Eukaryota; Fungi; Basidiomycota; Tremellomycetes; Tremellales; Tremellaceae
Exons: 7
Source: RefSeq, a predicted model, not a curated record
UCAUUCUACCUCACUUCUCAUCGUGCUCCUCACAAAUCACUCAAUCCUACUCAUCUUCGUCUCACUCACGUCGACAACAAUCAUGAAGUGGAAUACCAAUCCCGUCGUGCUAGAAAAGGUCGUUACACACCUAAACCUCGACAUGUCCAUUCUUCUUCUGAUACCGAAUUCAAGAGUAUGGGAAGAGGAAAGACAGUAUAUAUGCGAGUACAGGAGAAAGAAGGAAGACUAAAAGCUCAUUUAACGUUGGAUAUCAGUUUUUGGAUAGCGGUUUUGUUCACUUUUGGAUCGGCUGUUUGGGUUGUGAAUGGAUUUUUGGUGUGGUUCCCUAUAUUAAGACCGAACUUGGUUACCACAGCAUUUACCAAUACCGCAGCUGCGUUUGCUUUUAUAGGUGGAAGUGUUUUUGAGAUAGGAUCUUAUUUGAUGGUUGUGGAAGCUUUGGAUAGAGGAAGAGAAACCGACUUCGGUACCGCCCUAGGACAUCUCUUGCAUUCCCGACGACGGUUGACUUCACAUCGUGCCUCUUCCUCGUCAGAGAAGACCCUUUCGCCGGGAGGAACUAGCGAGAGUCCUUCUCCGACCCCGGAAGAACAGUCCAAGCAAGAUGGUGAGAUGCCAGACGGGGCCAAAAGGUUUGUAUGGUGGGGUAAACCUCUGUGGCGGGAUAUGGGGUAUAUUGCCGCGAUCGUCCAGCUGUUCGCAGCGUCCAUAUUCUGGAUCUCAACCCUGACAGGAUUGCCCGGGGCUAUACCUGGCUUGUAUACAGAAUCCGCUUCUGUGCCUAUUGAAGAUGUCUUCUUUUGGACCCCUCAGGUCAUCGGCGGGAGUGGUUUCAUCAUUAGCAGUCUGAUUUUAAUGGUGGAGGUUCAAACCCAUUGGUGGUUACCUAGACCAUUUGACAUUGGCUGGCAGGUCGCAUUCUGGAACUUGAUCGGAUCCCUCGGUUUCACCCUCUGCGGCGCUUUCGGCUAUUCACCAUCGUCCGGUUUAGUCUACCAAUCCGCAUUAUCUACAUUCUGGGGAAGCUGGGCUUUUCUUAUCGGUAGUGUCGUACAGACAUGUGAGGCUGUAUGGAGAGAAUCACCGGAU